Messenger RNA from Exophiala oligosperma, 1050 nucleotides. RefSeq lists its product as uncharacterized. The coding region runs from base 1 to 1050 and encodes 349 amino acids. The record is from RefSeq and is a predicted model, not a curated record. The transcript is spliced from 3 exons. Gene Ontology annotation, molecular function: dioxygenase activity. NCBI's taxonomy places the organism in Eukaryota, Fungi, Ascomycota, Eurotiomycetes, Chaetothyriales, Herpotrichiellaceae.
AUGUCUGUAGUUGAGACCAAGACAGAGGCUGAAGACCCACUUGUGAUCAGGCUUCAGAAUGGCCAAACCCUCCAUGUCGAGUCGAACGAGGCGAUUGAUGCUGACGAGAUACCCAUCAUCAAUGUAGCAGGCAUCUAUAGUGACAAGCUGGAAGACCGACAGGCUGUGGCGGAAAAGGUGCGGGAAGCCGCCCAUCGCAUUGGCUUCUUCUAUGUCGUCAACCACGGUUUCGACUCUCGCCUUACAGAGGGAGUAUUUGAGCAGGCCAGGUGUUUCUUCUCAUUGCCAAUGGAGAAGAAAAUGGAAGUCGACACAAACCUUCUCCCAAAGGAAUACUUAGGCUAUCAUUCCAUGGCAAGUUAUAACAGAAACGGGAGAAAACACAAUGACCUUAGCGAGGCAUUCAACCUGGCAUAUGCGGCUGAUCAGGACCCGGAAAAUCCAGACAAUGAUCGGGGGAGUUCCAUCUGGCCAAGUGAACUUCCAGGGUUUCGAGAAGGAUUGUACGCAUAUCAUACACCGAUGCUGCAAUUCGCACGUAAAAUGGCCCAGAUUUUCGCUCUGGCGCUACACCUCCCCGAGAGUUAUUUUGACAAGUGGACGAGACUGCCUGAAGCCGGGUUGAGAAUUCUCCAUUACCCAGAACAAGAGGCGUCAGUCGAUGACCAAAAUGGGAUCGGUGCGCACACUGAUUUUGAAUGCUUCACGAUCGUGAACCAGGACAUGUCUGGAGGCCUGGAAGUUUUGAGCAAGUCGGGACGAUGGAUCCGCGCAAAACCAGUGCCCGAUUCGUUCGUAGUCAAUAUCGCCGACUGUUUCAUGAGGCAGACUAACGAUUACUUUGUCUCGACUGUACAUCGAGUGAUCAACAAAUCUGGGAAGGAGAGAUACUCGAUCCCUUUCUUUUUCGGGAUGGACAGGAACAUGGUCAUGGAACCAAUUCCUUCCUGCAUCUCGGAGGAGAACCCGGCCAAGUAUCCGGUCAUAACGGCUGGGGAGUACUAUCUCUGGCGCGCGAAGAGGGCGAAGCAGGGUGACAACACAGAUUGA